Molecule: messenger RNA, 456 nt
Organism: Botrytis fragariae
Lineage: Eukaryota; Fungi; Ascomycota; Leotiomycetes; Helotiales; Sclerotiniaceae
Product: putative ump-cmp kinase protein
Exons: 3
Coding region: 1-456 (151 amino acids)
Biological process (GO): nucleobase-containing compound metabolic process
Cellular component (GO): cytoplasm
Molecular function (GO): AMP kinase activity; ATP binding
Source: RefSeq, a predicted model, not a curated record
AUGGAUGAACAAUAUAACAGAGUAAAUGUUCUACCACGCAGUGACACUUUUCUGAUAUACGUUAUCGGAUGCCCAGGAUCGGGAAAGGGAACAUUGUGUAAGCUCUUGGCACAAUACUAUCGCUGUCACCAUAUCUCAGUUGGUGAUCUGCUACGAGAUUUGCAAAAUGAACAAAGUCUUGCUAUCAAAGACUAUAUACAAGAGGGUGAACUAUUACGCAAACCAGAUCUUGUCCUUUAUUUUUGCUGCGGAAAGGAAAUUGCCCUGCACCGAUAUCUGACCAGAAAGCUGGAAGGAAGACUUGACGAUAACGAGGAAAUCUUUCAUCGCCGGUACGAAGAGUUUGAACGGUUGAACCCGGCUAUAGUGGAUUAUUAUCGAGAUCUCGGGAUAUUGCUUGUUGUGUGUUCAGAAUCUUUUGAGCGGCGAGAAAAUGCUGAUAGUAUUCUAGAUUGA